This is a messenger RNA of Striga asiatica, 330 nucleotides long. NCBI's taxonomy places the organism in Eukaryota, Viridiplantae, Streptophyta, Magnoliopsida, Lamiales, Orobanchaceae. The record is from the annotation of a GenBank genome assembly.
AUGGGGAAGCUCCUCCAGAUUGCAAUCGGCCAAUUUGACAGUCUUUGGGAUCUUAAAAUCCGGCACCGCGAAAAUCUAGAAGGCCUCGUUGAUGCAGGCGACGCCGUUCCCCCAGUAGACGCACUCAACGACGCUGUUCUCAAAGCACUCUCUGCCCAGGGAGAAGGACAGGCCGACAAGGCGGCCGCCGGGGUUCUUCCAGACGGUCUCCGAGAUGAGGCGGCCGGAGGAGAUGAAGAUGCGGAGCUUCCGGAGGGCGGACUCGGCGUAGAGCUGCCCGAUCUUGGCGGAAAUUUAUACGAGGGCCGAUUGUCGUUUUGGUCUAACUAG